Molecule: messenger RNA, 3540 nt
Organism: Periconia digitata
Lineage: Eukaryota; Fungi; Ascomycota; Dothideomycetes; Pleosporales; Periconiaceae
Source: the annotation of a GenBank genome assembly
AGCUCCCUGGCCAUCUUCACCAUGGAGGAUUCGCGACAAAGAGGUGAAAGCAGCGAGCGGCCGAGCUCGAUAGCUGGCUCAUCACAAAGGGCCAGUUCGGUCGACAACUCACAGGAAAAGGGCAAUGACACCGAUCAAGCUUCGACAAUCGUUGGUAGCCCGGAACUCAGCCCAAACUAUGGCGCUCCUGUAGCCGAUUUUAAACCAGAGGCAGACGUUGAGAAGGUUCCGGGCAUGCCUCGGGGAGAUACCGAGGAAAUAGCGUUUACUGGCGAAGAUGAAAAUCCAGCUGUUCCAAUAUCCUUCCAGCGAUCAUCAAGUCCAGCCGCUAUGCAGAAGAAUAGAGGAGCUGAGUAUGAGAAUGUUCGCGAUGGUGGGAUCAACAGGAUGCACAAGUUUUCCCUUUACGAAACGAGCAGCCGGUUCUACCUUGUGGGAGCCGAUAGCAUGGACAAACACUACCGGGUUUUGAAGAUCGAUCGCACUGCACCGCCCGGUCUCCUGAGCAUCUUCGAAGACGAUAUAGUAUACGACAAAAGAGAGAUGAAUCAGCUCCUGAAUACCAUUGAUGAUGGAAACAAGCAUACCGGAGGGAUGAGACUCAAGUGUAGCACCUGGGGUCUUCUUGGCUUCAUCCGCUUCACAGAAGCGUACUACAUGCUGCUGAUCACAAAGAGAGCACAAGUAGCCAUGAUUGGUGGUCAUUACAUAUAUCAAGUCGAUGGCACCGAGCUGGUCCCACUCACCACAGGAGCGACGUCGCGAUUUCAGAAGGACCGGAAUCCAGAUGAAGCGCGAUUCUUGAAUAUUCUGACGAAUGUCGAUCUGACACGCUUUUUCUAUUUCAGCUACUCUUACAACAUUACCAGAAGCCUUCAGCAAAACAUCAUCCGUGAGAGAGAAGCGCUAAACGAGGGCCGCCCACACCCCAAUCGCGACUUCCAAGAUAUGUUCGUCUGGAAUCAUUUCCUCCUUGAACCAGCAAAGGCAACACUAAAGAAUGUAUAUGACUGGUGUCAUCCGAUCAUACAUGGUUCGGUCGACCAAUCUUCACUCGACGUUUUUGGCCGGAGAAUUUACAUUACCCUCAUGGCUCGGCGGUCUAGGUACUUUGCUGGAGCGCGAUUUCUCAAGCGUGGUACGAAUGAUGAGGGAUAUGUUGCCAACGAUGUGGAGACAGAACAGAUUGUUUCUGAGGCACUUACCACCUCCUUUCAUGCGCCUGGUCCACGAUUGUUUUCCAAUCCGGGCAUCUCAUCCUAUGUACAACAUCGUGGAAGCAUCCCGUUACACUGGACACAAGACAACAGUGGCGUGUCCUACAAGCCUGAUAUCGAUCUCAACCUCCCUGAUCCCUUUUUCACAGCUGCAGCUUUACAUUUUGACCAUCUCUUUGAGAGGUACGGGGCACCGGUGUAUGUGCUGAAUCUCAUUAAGCAGCGAGAACGAAUGCCACGAGAGUCUAAGCUUCUUUACGAAUAUAAGCAUGCGGUCGACUACCUCAAUCAAUCGCUACCCGCAGACAAGAAAAUAAUAUACGAAGCGUUCGAUAUGGCGAGAGCUUCCAAAACUCGUGGCCAGGAUGUCAUUGGCACGCUGGAGCAUUUGGCUGAAAAAGUCAUCCGUCAGACAGGCUUCUUUCACAACGGAGAUACAGAAUUCAACGUGCCCCAAGUGCAGAAUGGAGUUGCGCGAACUAACUGCAUUGAUUGUCUUGAUCGAACCAACGCUGCCCAGUUUGUCAUUGCAAAAAGAGCACUUGGCAGACAGCUACAGGCACUCGGUGUGAUCUCAGGCAACACCGUAGAGUACGAUACAGAUUGUGUCGACAACUUUACGCACAUGUUUCACAACCACGGAGAUGCUAUAGCUAUGCAAUACGGAGGCUCUCAUCUCGUCAACACAAUGGCUACAUAUAGAAAAAUCAAUCAGUGGCAAAGCAGCUCUCGAGACAUGGUAGAGAGCUUCAAACGUUACUAUCACAAUUCUUUCCUCGACUCACAGCGUCAAGAAGCCUAUAACCUCUUCCUUGGGUAUUAUACGUACAAGAAAGAUGCUCCCAUGCUGUGGGAUCUUACAACGGACUAUCACCUACAUCACGGAGACCCACGUACGUUUUUGGAAAGGUCUCGACGGAAUUACAUCAAGUGGUACAGCCCAGGAAAUCUCGAACCACGCUCUCUCCCGCCAUUGGAUAAACAGAAGCAGCUAUCUAGGAGAGUUGAAAACGCAGAUGAUUACUGGCUGGAAUACUACCGUCCACUUGCGGUCACGUCUUUCCUCAAGGUGUAUGCAUUCCGUCUCAACUGCCCGCCCAUUCAUCAGAAAGAUACGUCGUAUCCGACCCGUCAACAGAACGCAUCCCCUUUCGUUGCUCGCAGGAAACAGCAAGACCAGACCUCACCCGGGAAAGAAGACCGCAAGCAGUCUAAACAAUCCAGGAAAGGAGUGACGAUCCUCGACCCUGUCAGCGAGGGAGACUCACGAAAAGGUAGCAUGAUUAAUCGGCGCCACAAGAGCAUGCACUUGCAUAUACCGGAAACCGGAUCUCCAAUCAAGCAAUCCAUUCUCCGCGAAUCACAUUUCGAGCCUCACAUGCCAAACUCUGCUCCAGCGACUACGAGUAAUUUCCCAUCCAUGACCAAUUCUUCGUCUACAGGGUUGGCUAGCAACUUCGGAUAUGAAGGUUUCAAACCUGCUGAUAAAGCAUACGUGCACCUCUGGACUCUCGCUCAGUUCCACGAAAACAGUAUCAAUCCAACCGUAACGGGCGUAGAAGAAGAAGAAUACCACCGCUACAUCGAGCAUCCGCUGAAUCUUCCUCUUGUAGUAAGCUCAGAAACGCCGUUAGCAGAUGACCCUACAGCCCAAGAGUUCCAGGAAUACCUCAACAUGACAGAUGGUACCAUCGUACAGCCAGCAGCGGCCCAAGACACGACUGAGACAUCCUCACUCGUCGACUCGCUCGGAGACCACUACACAUUUGUCAAAGCCGCAGACACAGCUUCCAUUCGCUCUUUCAACACUGCCGGAAACCCGCGCCCUUCGUCCUCCGCUGGAGCAGGCGGCUACCCACUUACGCCUUUCUCGCACCCCUCAGCACACCACCAUCACGGAUCCCAUUUGCCGUACGCAUAUGACCUCGAAGCCAACGUCGAAUACUUGCAUCCUCCCCCACACUUUCACCACGCACACCAUCCCCACCAUCACCUGCAACACGCUCUCUACCCCGAAAGCAUCCGCGAAGACCCUGCUGAAGCUAUCGCGUCCCCUCCUCACCCUUACUAUCCCACUACUCUCGCUACCAACACAAACGUCUCUACGACUGCCACGUCCGGAACCGCAAAAUUCGAGACGUCCGCGGAGGAUAUCGAUGAGUUUGAUGAGUUUUUGCGUAUCAAGGAGAAUCCGCUCGAUGUUGAGGAAGAGGAUGGCGCGAAGAAGAGGUAUAAAGCCUACCGACAAUGGUUGAGAGGGAAGAGCUUUUUUAAGCAGAGUAAGGUAGAUCCGGAGUGGAUGAAUCAGUUGCCUGUGAGAUGA